CAACUUGCAGAAGAGAGGAGACAGGCGGUGUUCUACUAAUUCAAAGACUGAGAAAGAGACGUUUCUUCAAACUAAUAUUACCAACAUUAUUAUGCUGUCAUGUUAUUUGAAUAGCAACUGAAUCUAUCUUGCGCCUGGGCGUUUGUCCCACAUGUUUACAGCGGUGUAGUAUUGAGGCGCGGUUGGUUGGGCGCGAGGUGCGUCAGCGUGGCCUGGCUCAGGUAGGCGUGGAGAGCCGCGCGCCUAGACUCGAAAUCCGGAACGACCGCUUGAUGGAAAGAAACUACGGCAUGAAGACAAACGUUUUCAAACUAAACAGAAAGUGACAACAACUCGUGAGAAAAUUACAGCGACAGUUUGACAGCAAAAAGUGUCGGCACGGUUUGAGGGUGUGUUCCCACAUCUUUUCUACUUGCCUCAGGGUAACCUUGUCAUCCAAUGGCAUAUGGUAGACUUCAUGACCACUGAAGACCCCUGUGUCUAGUCCUCUAUGGAGCCUGACCAGGAAAUUACUCGGUGGCUGACCAGUCUGCACCUGGCCCAAUAUGCCUCCAGCUUCGCCCGGGCUGGUUACCGUUGCUUAAAAGACCUCAGGGGUCUAACUGAGGAGAAUCUUCUUGAGGUGGACAAUAUUCCCACAGGACAUCGGCGGAGGAUCCUAAGCAGCCUGGAGACCCUGAUGGUGGAUGUGGAUGGAGGUAAAGGUUCUGUGAAAGUACCGGUGAGGAGAAAGCCAAUACCAAGACCUAGACAAGUGUUUUCCAAGUCUGAGAAGAGAGGAACAUCUUGUCAGUAUUCUCAGGGCACGACAAGGCAAACUCGUCCUUCAAGGACUACUGCUGAUUCAGAGCGGAUGGCCAUUGGUUCAGCUACCCUUCCUCAUACACUUCCCAGUGUCACAUGUCACACAGUUUCCUCUGGCUUUGGCUCCGGCUCUGAGGAUGGCAGUAGCGGAUCACUGGAGAACUUUUCAGAAGAACCUGUUCCAGAUGAGAAUGAUGACUUUCCCUCAGAAGGAGCUUCUGUAGGGUUUCAGGGAGAAAUGGUUGAAAAUGAAAUAUAUGAGCAGUGCACCUUCGUUGAGGAACCAUCCGAGCUAAGGUCUACCCGCUCCUAUAAGCUACGACACAGACCUGUACCACAGAUCCCUGAACAUCCCUUCAUGCCUGCUUAUGACUGGAAUGUGGCAGCAAACAAUAACAAUGACCAUCUCACAAAGUCUGAGGGACCCGUCUGCCCCACAGGCAUUCAGAAAGCACCACUUCAAACGACCUUGUCCCCCAUUGCCCCAUAUGGAGAGCUUUUUCUGUACAAUUCAGCAGAAACGGAACUGGAUUUGGGCAAUGACGUAAAGUCCAGUCAAGGAGUAAAAGAGAACCUGGAACAACAGAAGUUAAGAAACAAACGGGCACAAACCCAAGAAAGAACACACAAUAACAAGAAGCAAGACCUUUCCAAGCAACAUUAUGUCGAUGAUGGUAAUGAUGAUGAGGAUGAUUACUCCACUGUCCAAGAAUGCACGCUUAGUCAGCGAUUGGCUAAUGAAUGCUCUUUGAAACAUUCUGCACCACCUGCUCUUCUCUUGAGCACUGGACCAUCAGCUUUGGCCCAGCCACAAACAGAUGUGACUGACAUAUACAGUGUGGCACAAGAUAACCUACCAGGCCUACUAAAAUCAAACCUUCCUUCUCAAGAAGUUUCCAUUUCUCCCUACGCCUGCUUCUAUGGGACCCGUAAUGCUGCCACCAAAGCAGGCUGGCUAGACAAACUCUCCCCUCAAGGGAACUGUGUCUUUCAGAGAAGAUGGGUGAAGCUCGAAGGAGGAAAUCUCACUUACUACAACAGCGAUAAGGAGAUGUACUCGAAGGGCCUGAUACCUAUUUCAGCAGUUAAACAAGUUCGUGCUCUGGGUGAGAAUAAGUUUGAGGUGGUCACGUCUGUCCGAACCUUUGUGUUUCGGGCAGAGAAAGAAGGAGAACGUCAGGAUUGGCUAGAGGUUCUCCAGUCUGCUGUGAGCUCCCAGUCCUCUGUUUCCCAUCAGCCUCGCAAAAAUAACGCAAACAAGAGUGGCUACGUCGAGCUGCGUGGCCUCAAAGGAAGAGUCUACCUCAGUCUCAUGGGAACCAGCUUCAGACUCUGUAAAACAGACCAGGACUUCAGUGCUGGGCUGGCCAUCACUGUGGUGGACCUGACGGCUGCGUGUGUGAAACAAGUUGAGAGGAAAGGAUUUGAGAUCACUACACCUUUCAGAUCCUUCUGUUUCACAGUGGAGUCGGAGCAUGAGAGAGAGGAAUGGAUAGAGGCAGUUCAGGAGUCCAUCGUGGAGACGUUGUGCAAUUACGAGGUUCUGGAGAAGGUUUGGUUCAACAAGUCCAACAGGAAGUGCGCCGAUUGUCAGGCUCCUGAGCCAGAAUGGGCAUCCAUCAACUUGUGUGUGGUCAUCUGCAAGAACUGUGCUGGUCAGCAUCGAUCCCUGGGUCCUGGCAUCUCGAAGAUCCGCAGUAUGAAGCUAGACAGCAGCAUAUGGACCAAUGAGCUCAUUGAGCUGUUUUUAGACGUUGGGAAUAAAAAUUCCAAUAGCUUCUGGGAAGCAAAUCUUCCCCCAGAGGAUGAGCUUUGCAAGCAGCCAACGCUGGAGCAGCGCGCAUCCUUUAUUCGCAGGAAGUACAAAAAGAGGAAGUACAAGAAAGUUCUAGAACGUCUAAACACUCAAGAGGAACUCAACAAGGCCCUGUGUGCUGCAGUGGUUCUCCCUGACAUCCUGCAAACCAUGGCGCUCGUUUUCAGCGGGGCAGAUGUGAUGUGUGCAACAAGUGAACCUGAGUACUCCACUCCAUAUCUACUGGCUCAGAAAGCAGGCCAGAGGCUGCAGAUGGAGUUUCUCUACCACAACAAGCUCUCAGAUUUUCCUAAGCUGGAAGCAGUAUUUGACAGCAGUUUUUCGACUGAUGUUCCUUCUUUUAUGGAUGGAUUUCUCCAUUGCUCUGUGAACGCCGGCAAGGCCACUCUGGACCGGAAAGGAAGACCUGACCUGGUCCGCCGUUGGUGUACAUUGGAAGGUGGAUUUCUUAGUUACUAUGAAAAUGAGAAGAACGCUACACCCAUAGGCCGGGUCGACGUCAGCGACGUGGUGAGCCUGGCCAUCAACAACACUGAGAACAUCACCGAAACAGGGCCAGUGUUCACCUUUGAGUUGUACCUGCGCUCUCAGAGAGUGCUGGUGUUCGGAGCAGAGACCUCAGACGCACACCAAGAUUGGACACAAGCCAUCGCCAAGUGUUUUGUCCCUGCAAGGGCAGAUGCUCUGCUGAGGCAGGACAGUGAGCUUAUUGGCCGACUGCACUAUAAAGAAGGUCAUGACCUUUAUCAUUGGCGAAUGGGAUGGUUUGCUCUGAUGGGCUCAGAGCUCUACUUCUGUUCUGGAGAUGAAGAUGAAGAGGAGGGAGUUCUUCAACUCAAACGCCUACAAGAGCUUACUGUGUCCACUCAUAUGGAGGGUGAUGAGAAGAUUCAGGUCUUACUCAUGGUUGAGAGUGGGAGAACUGUUUACAUACAUGGCAUAACCAAACAGGACUUUGCAUUGUGGCAUUCUUCCAUCCAGUUGGCAGCUGGGACCGACGGUAUGGCUCUCGGCAACCAGCAAAUGAAUAAAAAUGAUGUUCCUAUCAUUGUGGAUAGCUGCAUUGCUUUUGUCACCCAAUAUGGUUUGUGUUAUGAGGGAAUCUACCAGAAGAACGGUGACCCAGCCCGUGUGGCCCAGCUACUGCAGGAGUUUACCAAGAACGCUCGGGUUGUUAAGCUACGGGCUCAAGACCACCGGCUACAGGACGUCACAGACACUCUCAAGAGUUUUCUGUCUCACAGUGAAGAUGCUCUAUUGGCUAAAGAGCUGUACCCUUUUUGGAUCUCUGCCCUUGAUGAACAGGAUGAGAAGGUCAGAGUGCAAAAAUAUUCAUCCUACAUUCAGAGUUUACCCAAGGUCAACAGGUCAACUCUUGGUGCUCUGCUGCAGCAUUUGUACAGAAUCCAGAGGUGUUCGCAUAUCAACCAGAUGAACACGCCGAAGCUGGCAUGUGUUUUCUCCUCGUGCCUGUUUCAGACGGAGGGACACACGGCUCAGGAGACCCGCGUGGUGGAAGACCUCAUCAACAAUUACAUCCAGCUCUUCUCUGUCAAUGAAGAGCAGGUUAGGCAAAUGGAGAAAGAAAACAGCUUUAUCACCAGGUGGAAGGACACCACGUUCUCUCCUGCUGGUGACCUGAUAUUUGAAGUCUACUUGGAAAAAAAGGAGCCUGAGAAGUGCUGUUUAAUCAAGGUGUCUCCUAGCAUGAGGUCAGACGAGCUUGCCGUCAGCACUCUGGAGAUGAAGGGGAUCGAGGUCAGAGCUCAAGAUCUCUGGACCACGUUUGAGGUCAUUGAGAAUGGAGAGAUGGAGCGGCCCUUACACUACAAAGAGAAGGUUCUGGAGCAGGUAUUGGAGUGGAGCUCUCUGGAGGAUCCCAGCUCGGCCUUCCUGCUCAUUAAGAAAUAUUCUGGUUCUAAAAUGACAGAUUCCAACUCAGAUAAACUGAAAGAUUUCAUUAAAGGAGAGCAACUCAAAUUCAAAGACGGUUCUUCCAAACUCCUGUUGGGGAAUAAGUUUCAGGACCGAUACCUGGUACUACAAGACAAAAAGCUGCUGUUGUACAAAGACAUAAAAAGUACCAAACCAGAAAGAGAGGCUCCAUUAAAGUCUGUUAAAUGUUACCUAGGGCUACGAAGGAAGCUGAAACCAACAAGCAGUUGGGGAUUUACUGUUUAUACUGAAAAGCAGCAGUGGUAUUUCUGCUGUAAAGGGAAUGAUUCUCAGCAGGACUGGGUCACCUCCAUUAUCAGAGUGAAGCAUGGUGCUGACUUAUGGCCUAGAGACCUAAAGCAGAGCGCGUCGUUACCCUAUAACCUGAGUAGAGGAAGAACAUCUACUUACAGCACUGCGAAGACCAGCACAGCCAAACAUCACAGAGAGGCUAAAGGGAAGUCUGUCGUCAGUACAAGUGUAGAAGCUUCAAAUACACAAAACCAAAAGACCACAGAUGAGGGCAACCAACCAGACUUGAUGCAUAAAUUGGCAAGCGGUGAAGGAACUCCGUGUGUCUCCAGGCUUGAAAUGGUGAUUGAUGACACACUUCAGUCUCUGCGUAGACCAUCACUUCAACAAGACCCGAGCAAUCUCACCCAGCUAUCACAGAAGAAAGCAGCGUUGCCCAGCAGAGGCGUACAGUUGCCGAAAAACCUCAUUAAUGAACUAAGUACUGUUCUCAACAAAACAGGACGCUCUCCGAAAGAAGACAAUUAGGAGAGACAUAAGAGAGACAGAAAGACAAGAGUCUUGUCUGUUGCACUUCCACUGUGCAUGACGAAAAACCAAGACCAAAUCAGCCCCCAAAGCACAGUUCCUUCUCAGUAAGGAAGCUGGAUGUACUACUACUUUUUUUUAGAGAGUAAGUACAGUGAAUGUUUAGACUGGGGUAAACUACUGCGUCAAACAUUGGAUGUAAAGACUUUUUUUUUGCACACAACUACUGUACAGCUGAUUGCCAUAGGUUGCUUUAAGCUAUUAUCCUUCAAUUUAGAACAAUAUAAUUCAGUAUUAUUGAACAUUAGUGAUUGUUUUAGGCUUUUGCAUGAUAACAUGCAUUUCCCUCUUCAUUCUCAUAUCUGUUUUUAUUCUAGAUGAGGUUGAAAAAGACACUACUAGACCAUGUUGCACCAAUAUCUUCUUAAAUCUUAAUAUUUUGAAACUGGUUGUUCUGAGAUAAGUUAAAUGGUAACACUUUGCACAAUGGUUCAGUUUAUUAGCAUUAGUUAAAGUGGCAUGAAAUGAAAAUGUACCCUAUUUUAUAAAUGCGUACUAUUGGUCUUAUUGAGAACUAUUCAUCCAUAUAUAGUGCCCUCCACUAAUAUUGGCACCUUUGGUAAAUAUGAGCAAAGAUGGCUGUAAAAAAUAAAUCUGCAUUGUUUAUCCUUUUGAUCUUUUAUUCAAAAAAUUCACACAAAAUUCUAACCUUUCAUUGAAGUGAAACAAUGGAAAGUUGGGAGGAAAGCUCAUUAUGAGAUUUUUUUUCUCUAGUUUACAUUGGUCACAAUUAUUGGCACCCAAUUUUUGCAAUGUUUUUUACCCAACAAAACAGCUCUGAGUUUUCUCCUAUAAUGCACAGUGAGUUUGGAGAACACCUGACAAGAGAUCAGAGACCAUUACUUCAUAGAGAAUAUCUCCAGAUCCUUCAUGUUAGUGCUUCUCUUCUUCAUUUCCCCCCUACUCAUUUUCUAUAGGGUUCUACAUUUCUGUGUUGAUUUUGAUUGGUGUCCUGAUGGAAAAUCCAACCAUGGCCCAUAAGAUUUUUAACAGAGGCAGUCAGGUUUUAAUUAUUUAUCUGUUGGUAUUUGAUAGAAUCCAUGAUGCCAUGUAUCUGAACAAGAUACACAGGACCUCCGGCAGAAAAGUAGGCCUAACACAUUAAAGUUUCAGCAGUAUAUAUAACUGUGAACAUGGGGUAAUUUUUAACACUGUUUGCACCAAAGCCAUCUGGUGGGUUUUCUGCCAAAAAGCUCUUUUUUUAUAUAGUCUCAUCUGACCAUCGAAGCCAGUCCUGUUUGAAGUUCCAGUUGUGUCUGACAACUAAAUAUGCUGGAGUUUGUUUUUGGAUGAGCAAGGAGGAUUUUUCUUGAAAACCUCCCAAACGACAUAUGGUAUUUGUUUGGGCUGUUUGAAAUUAUUUUUAGGCUUUCUGACCCCAAGACUCAACUAGUCUCUGCAAUUCUUCACUUGUGAUUCUUAGAGAGUCUUUGGCCAUUCAAACUCUCCUCCUUACCAUGUAUUAGAACGAUAUACAUAUUCUCUUUCAGGCAGAUUUGUAACAUCUUUAGUUUACUGGAACUUCUUAGUUAUUGUCCUGAUGGUAGAAAUGGGGAUUUUCAAUGCUUUAGCUCUUAGGUCUUCAACCCUGCUCCUGGAGACCAACUUUCCUGCAGAGUUCAGAUCCAACCCUAAUCAAAUACACCUGAACCAGCUAAUCAAGGUCUUCGGGUUCACUUGAAAAGUCACAAACCAGGUGUUUGGAAAUAAACUUUGCAGGACAGUGGAUCUCCAGGAGCAGGGUUGAAGACCUCAAAUUUAGCUCAGGGGUGCCCAAACUCACUCCUGGAGGGCCACUGUCCUGCAUAGUUUAGCUCCACCACCAAUUAAACACACCUGAACCAGCUAAUCAAGCUCUUACUAGGAAUACUAGAAACUUCCUAGUAGGGGCACGUUCAAGCUCAAAUCGAGUUGACAUGAUGUUUCCUGGAAACGGUGUGCAACAGAGUUUGAGAUACGUUUUCUCUUGUUUGGUGGGUGUGUCAAAAAUGUCAGCCCAAUCAGCAACAACAUGUAUAUAUGUAAACCAUGCGGUGUUAAAGAGACAGCUUGCACAAUGGGUCCAAGUAAAGCUGUCCGCUGCAGCUCGGUAUGCGCAACAAUUGAAGAUAUUAGACAACAUGUUUGUCAUAAGAGCUUUAUAGUAAUAAUAUAGCAUAUAUAUAGCAUGUCAACAUGUUCAAAAAGAACACAAAGAAUGGCCUUCUCAGCUGCCAAAGUUGCAACUCUUGCGUCAUCAGAACAGGGUGUUCAACGCACCACUGUUUCUGUUUAAAAACUGUUUUGCAACAUUUUGUUGGGUUCGAAUGCAGCCCAGAUGUGUUGAGGCAAGUUAUAGCUAAACUCUACAGGACACCGGCCCUCCAGGACCAAGUUUGGGCACCCCUGCUUUAGCUAUCUUCUUAUAGCCACUUUCCAUUUUGUGAAGCUCAACAAUCUUGUUCUGCACAUCAGAACUAUAUUCUUUGGUUUUACUCCUAGUGAUGGAUGAUUAAGGGAAUUUGGUCUUUGUGUUUCUCAUAUUUAUAAUCCUGUGGAACAGGAAGUCACGGCUGGACACUUUCAUGCUCCUUAGUCACCCUGUUGUAUUAAAAAAUUGUAAAUAUGAAUGGGAAUAUACGUCAGAGAUAUAUUACUUGUAAGAAUUUCUAGGGGUGCCAAUAAUUGUGGCCAACAUGCAUUGGAGAAAAACAUUUAUUUUACAGUGAGAUUUCCCCCCCUACGUUUAAUUGGUUUACUUCAAUGAAAGGUUAGAAAUUUGUGGGUUUUUUGAAUGAAAGAUCAAAAAGAUGAACAAUGCAGAUUAAUUUUCACAGCCUUUGCUCAUAUUUACCAGGCAUGCCAAUAUUAGUGGAGAGCACUGUGUGUUUUUAAUUCAAAUAUCAUAAAUCGAUCUUCCAGUGAAGCAACAGUCAGAUAUACAUUCAUAGUUGAAAAAGUAAUCUAUCAACUGUAAUCUAUUAGGUAUCAUGAACAAUGACCAAUAAUUUUACAGCAUUUUUUAGUCUAGGUUAACACUUUUCGACAUUCAGAGUUACAUUAACAUUAAUGUAUUAUAAACAAACAUGAAAUAACUAUGAACAGUUGUACUGUAUGUUUACAAAUCAACACUAAAAGGCUGUAAAAAAGUUAAGUCAUGAUACCUAGUUCAUUGGUUGAUGAUAACAAAUUGAACCUUACUGUAAAGUAUUCUUACAAGAAGUCAUUUUAGUUCAGUUCAACUAUUUUUGGUUCUUUUUUGAUCAUUUUAAUACUGAUGUGCUUCAAGAUCUACCAGGCGUGUUUUUGACUCGAGAGAAUUGUGUGUCCUUUUAUAGUUGGGUACAAAAAUAGCCGUGCUGUUUUCCCGCAUCCCUCUGUUUUCAUGCCAGCAGAGGUUGAAGACACUACCAGACAAUGAUGCUCCAAUUGCAUUGAUCUGUUUAGAACUUAUCAAACCUCCAUGUAAUGAAAGUGGUUGUGCAAAAGUGAGCUGAAUUAGUCAUUACAAUCCUUAUGGUCUACCACGUGUUUUUUCAAGAGAAUCUUGUGCCUAUUUAUAGUUGGAUACAAAACUUACUCACCAUUCCAAACACUCCAGAGUUGUUGAAUAAUGCAUAAUAGUAUGAGAGCAUACACAAUGAAUAUUGUCACCCAGUUUGAUAUUAAAUAUUUAUAGUUGACAUUUUAUGUAGAUUAUGAAUCACUUAACAGCCAUCUGCGUCUCAUGGUCGUUUUUAAAAUGGUAAUCAUGCACUCUGCCUGUCAUCAAAACAUGUGACAUACUAAAUUAUGUGUGACAUGCAAAUAAAGUUAAAUGGUUUAUAUUGUAGACCUACACUGCCAUUUGAAAGUUUGUGGUUGGUUAAGAUUAUUAUUUUUUUGAAAAAAAAAAAAAAAAAAAAAGUUCUAUGCUCACAAAGGCUACAUAUAUUUUUUAUUAAAAAUACAGUAAAAAGUUAUAUUGUAAAAUAUUAUUACAAUUUAAGAUGUUCUCUAUUUAAAUAUAUUAAUCAAUUUGUUAACUAAAACUCAAAACAUAAAACAUUUUUGUUAGUUAAAAUAAAUGUUGACUGAAAUAAAUUUCUCAUUUUCAUUUAGUUUAACUUUUUAAAAUGACUAAAAGUGUAAAAAAAAAAGAAAAAAAAACCAUACAGGCAUGUUUAAAAACAACAAAAACCAAUAAAAUGACCAAAAAACAACUAAAACACGAAAGCAGAAAAUAAAUAUGAACAGAAUCUAUAAUAGUAUCUCAAUGAAACAUUAUAAAAGUAUUUACUGGAACUUUGGAUCAGUAAUCAAUAAUCAAAAAAUAAAUAAAUAAAUAAAAAUCUUACACCAAACUUUUACACGGUGGUGUAUAUACUGUAUAUUCACUGUAUAUAUGUUGCGUCUGUUUUUUGCAGUCACUUUACAAGUGCUCUCUCAACUCCUCAACAUCUGUAUAAAUAUCCUGGAGAAUUGCCAAUGGUUUAUGAUCUGCUUGUAAAAGUAUGCUGCUGCCAUUUUGAUUUGAGAGUGUUUCUAUUACUCUUAAAGUGUUAAUCAGGUUAUAUUCUGUGUGUUUUAUUGUCUUCGUCUGAUUUACUGUCUGUAAUCAGCUAGAGGUGUAAGUGACACACUUGCACCGUCUCCCUCAUUAAAGUUUUUAUGCUUGAA
Molecule: messenger RNA, 10033 nt
Organism: Labeo rohita (rohu)
Lineage: Eukaryota; Metazoa; Chordata; Actinopteri; Cypriniformes; Cyprinidae
Gene: arap2
Product: ArfGAP with RhoGAP domain, ankyrin repeat and PH domain 2
Exons: 33
Coding region: 491-5335 (1614 amino acids)
Biological process (GO): signal transduction
Molecular function (GO): protein binding; GTPase activator activity
Source: RefSeq, a predicted model, not a curated record